Melanotaenia boesemani (Boeseman's rainbowfish) is the source of this 3926-nucleotide messenger RNA. It is a transcript of the gene cdc14ab, whose product is annotated as cell division cycle 14Ab. The transcript is spliced from 16 exons. Gene Ontology annotation, biological process: microtubule cytoskeleton organization; protein dephosphorylation; cilium assembly. The coding region runs from base 321 to 2174 and encodes 617 amino acids. Gene Ontology annotation, cellular component: spindle pole; centrosome; nucleolus. The record is from RefSeq and is a predicted model, not a curated record. Lineage: Eukaryota; Metazoa; Chordata; Actinopteri; Atheriniformes; Melanotaeniidae. Gene Ontology annotation, molecular function: protein tyrosine/serine/threonine phosphatase activity; protein serine/threonine phosphatase activity.
UAAGGAGGGAUUUUGGCAAUCAGUUCAGACUGUGUAGCUCGUCAAAGUGCUGCGGGUUCAACAUGCUAACAUGCUAACUCGGGGACUUUUACCGACUUAAAAGGGUCAACAAAACAGGAGAAGCGACGGAAACGGCGGCCAUACGACCGGGUGGAUGCCGCAGGGACUGAUGGGAAAAUGUGGAGAAAGUUUUUAGGUUUUUAAAAUUCUAUGUGAGAGGCGCUUGUUAGCCUGCUAACAGCUAACCGAGCUGCUAGCAGUUUAAAAAAGUUUCUGGGGGACUGCAGGCGGAGGUAAGGCAGAGUCGGAAUUGGACAGUCAUGGCCGUGGAGGGCGUGAAGCACUCCCCGGUCCUCUCUGCCCUGUUCAAGAUGACCGAGGACUGCGAGUUGUUUGGAGCAGCAGAGUUUAUCAAAGAGCGACUGUACUUCGCCACCUUACGCAGCAAACCCAAAAGCACAGCCAACACCCACUACUUCUGCACCGAUGACGAGUUUGUCUAUGAAAACUUCUACGCAGACUUUGGUCCUCUGAACUUGGCCAUGUUGUACCGAUACUGCUGCAAACUAAACAAGAAGCUAAAGUCGUUCACUCUGACCAGGAAGCGAAUCGUCCACUACACCAGCUUCGACCAGAGGAAGAGAUCCAACGCUGCUGUGCUGAUCGGAGGCUACGCUGUGAUCUACCUGAAGAAAACUCCAGAAGAAGCUUACAGAGCUCUGAUCUCUGGCUCCAACGCCUCCUAUCUGCCUUUCAGGGAUGCUGCUUUUGGGAAUUGCACCUAUAACCUCACAGUGCUGGAGUGCCUGCAGGGCAUCAGGAAGGCUCUGCAGCACGGCUACUUUGACUUCGAGACGUUUGACGUGGACGAGUAUGAACAUUACGAGCGUGUGGAGAACGGAGACCUGAACUGGAUCGUCCCAGGAAAGUUUCUGGCCUUCAGUGGACCUCAUCCUAAAACAAAGAUCGAAAACGGUUACCCUCUGCACGCCCCCGAGGCUUACUUCCCCUACUUCAGGAAACACAACGUGACCACCAUCAUCCGUUUGAACAAGAAGAUCUACGACGCCAAACGCUUCACAGACGCCGGCUUCAACCACUACGACCUCUUCUUUGUAGACGGCAGCACGCCCAAUGACAUCAUCGUACGCCGCUUUCUUCACAUCUGUGAGAGCACUGACGGCGCCGUGGCUGUCCACUGUAAAGCCGGUCUGGGCAGAACGGGCACUCUGAUUGGCUGUUACCUGAUGAAACAUUAUCGCUUCACGGUGGGGGAGGCCAUCGCCUGGAUCCGGAUCUGCAGACCGGGCUCUGUGAUUGGCCCACAGCAGAACUUCCUGGAAGAAAAGCAGGCGUCGCUGUGGCUGCAGGGCGACAGUCAGCGUUCCCAGAAGAUGAAGCUGGAGGAGAAAGCAGUGCCUCAUCUAAUCACCAGCAUGAACGAAAUGUCAUUAAACUCCACCCACAACAGCAACAUGUCCAGAUCGCCGAGCUCCGACCAUCUGCUGGAGGGCGAAUUUACAGACAGCGGUCCAGGUCUGACGCAGGGAGACAAGCUGAGAGCCUUGAAGAGCCGACGUCCACCUCGCCCGGCCACCACCGGAGCCCUGAGGGUGGAGGAGAUGAAGAUGCACAGCCGCUCAGCCUCACAGCCUCUCAGGUUGUCGUUGGGGGUCGGUCAGGGCCCCACCUCUCCCCUCAAGUCCUCCAAAUUCCCAGCAUCCUCUGCUUCUGCUACAGCCAAAAGAAUCGGGAGGAACUCUUCAUCGUCGACUUCCAACAUCCGGAGCUCAGCGCUCGGCUCCCGAUUGGCCAGCUCUCUCAGUGAUCUGUACGCUGCCGACAUCCAGGAGGACAGGAAGGCUCCAUUUUCCUCUCUUCCUCCCUCCUCUUCCUCAUCCGUGUCUAUAAACCCCUCCCCCUCCUCUCUGGCCCCGCCCUCUCUGCCUUGCUAUGGAAACGGACCUCGCAGCAUGCAGCACGAGGUCAACAACAACGGCGGUCCGUACAGCAGCUCCGUGGCACCACCCGCAGGAAAAAGCUUCGUUCGAAUGGGGCCUCAGGACUUCAGCGCCUACAGGGGCCGAGGGGCCUACAGCGCUAUGAAGGGCCCCUCGGGGCGCUACCUGAGCCGCUCCAUACCUUCUCUUCAGACUGAGUACAUCCAGUACUAAAACCUGACCCGAAGACCCCGUCCACAUUACCCACAAUCCUCGGCUGUGCGGCUCUGAAAGGGAAGCGAAUAAACCAGCAGGAGUUUCUCUCAGGACUGAAUCUCCUCUGUUCUUACUGUAUGUAAAAGAGCUGAAUGUAAAUAUGAUGUAAUGUACACGCGUGUCUGGCUGAAGGUAUAUAUUUACAUGAAGAUAGAUUUUAUAUUUCUUAAUUGUGACAGAAGAGGACAUAUUUUUGUUUUAAAGAUAUUUUUUUUUUUUUUAUUGAUAAACUGAAGUAUCGCCAGUGGCGAAUCACUCCGUCGUCAUGGUUACAGUAUUUACGUCCUGUCUGAUCAGUUUACCAGCAGAUUAUUUGUUUUUGUUGACAUGUAUGAUCAGUGUUGUUUUUAUUCUAGUCAACAACAACAAUGAUAGUAGAAGAAGAAGGGACCCAAAACCGCUGAACUCAGGGGAUCACAGCUUGUGUGAGUGCGUGCGAGUGUGUGUGUGUGUUGACGUCCGUUCAGCCUUAAACAAGUUUUUAUAAAGACAGAAAAAAGCAGCUUUGUGCCUCUGGAUCAAUAACAUGGAUGUUUCCAUGAAGCACCAGCAGCAGCCACGUCUCUGAGACUGAUGGAGGUCCUGAUGCCCCGCCCACUGGUCAGGUGAUGUCACAGCACAAAAAGAGAACGUCGUCCACUUUCACACACAGACCUUCAAACCCACUGAUGUCAGAAAUUCACCAGUUAAAGCUUCUUGAGUGACAUUUUUAAUCCUAAUGAAGAAAGAACGAUUAAUUAGAAACUUAUGUGAUUAUUAGUUGCCAUGACAACACCAGCCAGUUUACAGUGAGAUAAAAAUAAAGAUUUUUUUAAUUUUUUCUUUCCGUAAGCUGCAUUUUUAUGGAAAUUUUGAAUCCAAAUUACAAAUGAAAAUCAGAGUUUUCCCGGUUGAGGAUGGAAAAAAAAUUUUUUUUAGAAGUUGGAGACGGACUGGAGUCAAAAACAAAGUAGACAUUUUUAUUUAUUUAUUUUUUUUGUCCUCUGCACGCUGUUAUUGGCUGGUGUCCGCAGAAACCUGACUAGAUGAGUUUUGCCCUCCUGCUGCAGUGAUGUUCAGGUGAGCUCGCUCCAGGUGACGCGGCCGGUGUCGAGUUAAACUCGAGGUUUAUUUCUGUGUGGACGUCGGCGUCAGUCGCUGGCUGCAGGUUUCUGCUGCGUGGACGAACAUCUCUGGAUGUAACUGCAGCUGAACGCAGCCUGUAAACAUCCAGCAGAUUGAUUUAAAUCUUCCGAUUCAUUUAUUAUUCCGUUCUUCAGUAGAAGUGCAUUCAGACACGAUUUCAGUCUGAAACUUUCGUCUUUAAACUUUUAAGAUGUUCCAGGAAGGACGACCAAAGUCUGACUGAUCGAUUAGACUCACGAGGAAACAAAAAGCUUGAGAAAUAAUUCUGGUGAUUUUAGGGGGAAAAAAUGUAUUUUCCUUUACAGUUAAACUGGCUCAAAGUGCCUAAAACAUGUUGCAGCUCCUCGUGUUUGAAUGAUGAACUGUGAGGAAAAGUUAAAGGCUUUAUUUUAACAUUGAUUCACUCUGAUGUGAAGAUAUUUAAAUGCUUGAUUCGCUGUUUAUUUACUCACAAAUGUCCUGACUAUUUAACGUCACACUGAAGUCUUUUAAGAGAAAAGUGAGAAAAUUAUGUAGAUUUUUUCUUUUAACCGACUGCAGAGUGUAUUUUUGAGCAAUAACAAUAAAAUAAGUAUUUUUUCCUCA